AUCCUAGUCGCCACAUCCCCAUCAGGUUCAGGUUCAGGUUCAUGUUCAGAAUGACGGCAUCGUCAUCAUCACCGAAGCGGAUGCUACCUUUGCUUUCACUGCCCCUGCCCCCACUCUCGCAGAGGGUCACCCACCAGCUCCUCCCAGACGGAUACACCCCUUCGCCCACGUCACUCAUCUCGACGCAGGACUCGACACCCAGCUUGAUCAGGCGUUCAAGACCUGUACCGCACGGAGCAGCCUUUUCCUAUGUCAGCCCUCUGACGCUACCCUUCCCCUAUGAGUUCCCAAAGGAAGAGGUCAAGGCCGCCAAUGCCGCUACUCAGAAUGGUGGCAAGGAGGGGAUUGGCGAGGAGAGCGCGGAACAGCAGUACGAGAGACAGAUGAAUCAGGUUGAGGGGGUGCUGCGACGCUACGAGGUGGCGCCAUCUGAUCUUGCAGCACCCGCAUACCCAGCGAAAAGCAAAGAUGGACUGGCUGGUUACGUCGCAGUAGGCAAGCAGUCCCAAUCCUACCCAUCAGCCCGCCUCCUCGGUAUUAGCCCUGCCGCUCUCGAGGACUGCCUCCCUGAGCUCGACGUGGGCGAUUCAUUCGACUUCAUCGCAAAGACGACGGGGCGUGAUGGGCCGGACACGUACAGCUCAGGUCCCAUGGCUCAGCAGCCCACCAGCGACGAGGGCAAGGCUCGCUAUCAGCUUUCCGACGUGCUGGGAGGCAGAGCUUGGCCUGCCGUCCUCCCUUCCAAUGAGGCAGAGCUCGACGAUUUCUCAGGCUGUGGAGUCUAUGCGCGCAAAGUCGCGGACGACUGGAAGAAGGAGGAUGCUGUGCAACGUUGGGAGAGGAGAAAGCGCGAGCUAGCCACACGGCGUCAACAGUCUAGCUACGCCGGCUGGUCACAAGCAUAUGCCGGCCAUCAGUUCGGAAGCUGGGCAGGACAGCUAGGGGACGGGCGCGCCAUCACCCUCUUUGAGACGCUCAACAAUACCGUCGACCCGCCCGAGAGAUGGGAAGUACAGCUGAAGGGGGCAGGUCGCACGCCUUACUCCCGGUUUGCCGACGGGCUCGCCGUCCUUGCCAGCAGUGUGCGAGAGUAUCUGGGCAGCGAGAUCAUAGCAGCCAUGGGAAUUCCGACCAGUCGAGCGCUCGCUGUCGUCUCACUGCCAGACGUCGACGUGAUGAGGGAGCGAAGGAACCCUGCUGCUAUCACGACCCGCCUCGCUCAGUCGUGGAUUCGCAUCGGCUCCUUUCAGCUACCAGCAUCAAGAGCAGACUGGGAAGCCGUCCGUUUGAUGGGAGAGUAUGUCUCACGCGUACUGUUUCGUUUUGACGGAGUCCCCGAAUCGCAGGAGAGCGAUGUACAGCGCCAGCCCUGGGCGAAGAAGCUCCUACUGGAAGCUGCCCGUCGCAAUGCACGUAUGGCCGCCGGCUGGCAAAGCGUAGGCUGGACGCACGGUGUGCUCAACACGGACAAUAUCUCCAUUCUUGGUCUUACGAUCGACUAUGGUCCGUACGGCUUCCUCGAUAUAUUUGACCAAGAGGCCACGCCUAACCACUCGGACGACAUGGCCCGCUACUCUUACAAGAUGCAGCCCAGCAUGGUGCUGUUCGCUAUCAAGCACCUCGCUACCUCGCUCAGCCCCAUCCUAGGAUUCGAGGAUAAGCACGGCCGUGCUCCUAGCCCUGGCGAGCUUGUGAGCAUGAAGCCCGAAGACCUCGAGGAGCUUUCCGAAGCAGGGGAAGCGCUUGUGCGGGCCGAUGUGGAUCAGACCUUCGUCGAUGAGACGAUGCGCGAAUGGAAGCGCCUCUUCCGCAACAAGCUAGCGCUGGAGAAGGAGGAGCAAGACGAGAAGAGCGCCCUUCUCGAUCCUUUGCUAGAGGUGCUCGAGGGACUAGAUUUUACGUUGACUCAGCGCAAGUUGAAGGACUUCCUGCCUGUGCUCGAGGAAAGCGUUCAAGGGGCGGCGGAUCAGGAGGAAGGGAUUCAAAAGGCCGUGGACUCGUUUGUACCUACGUGGUAUGAUGGGACGCGCGUGCUCGAGUACCUCAAGGACGACAAGCGGGAGCAAGCGGUCAAAUGGCUCACCAGCUUCGCGCAGAGGACUUUGAGGGACUUGGGCGAUGACGGGGUGAAAGCAGCAGGGUGGGGCACAGCCCGCUCAGCAGGAAUGGCUGCGCAUUGCCCGCGCUUCGUGCUCCGCAAUUGGGUCGGGCAGGAGGUGGUGCAGCGUCUCGAGGAGAAGCACGAUACUGCUUUCCUGCAGAGGGUCUUGGAGAUGUGCUUGCAUCCGUACGAGGAGUGGGGAUCGGCGAGGGACGGUAAGAGUGAGGAGGUGCUCGAAGAGGAGAGGAGGUUGUGUGAGGUGGGCACGCCUUUGGAGAGAAAUAUGCCUUCGUGCUCGAGCUAGUCGUGCGCACCAACAUGGAGAGCUGAGCGUGUCGGCGCUCCAUCACCUUUUCUAUCUUACC
This is a messenger RNA of Jaminaea rosea, 2466 nucleotides long. RefSeq names its product UPF0061-domain-containing protein. Lineage: Eukaryota; Fungi; Basidiomycota; Exobasidiomycetes; Microstromatales. The coding region runs from base 81 to 2405 and encodes 774 amino acids. The transcript has a single exon. The record is from RefSeq and is a predicted model, not a curated record.